GUCCGACCUUAGCAGACAUCAGAGUCAACACAAGAACUUAUCUCUCCAACAUUGUUGUUAAUGUCACAAGAACCUUAAAAUGGCAGGAGGGGAUUAUUCAAGUGAAAGGAAGCUUGAUCAAACACCAACAUGGGCUGUUGCUGGUGUCUGUGCAAUCAUCAUUAUCAUCUCCAUAGCUUUAGAGAAAGUUCUUCAUAAAAUUGGAAAGAUUUUUACAGAUAAGCACAAGAAAGCUUUGUUUAAUGCUCUGGAGAAGGUCAAAGCUGAGUUGAUGGUUCUUGGAUUUAUCUCACUGAUAUUGACUUUUAGUCAGUAUUACAUUGCGGAAAUAUGCAUCCCAGUUGAUGUUGCAAAUACAAUGUUGCCAUGUGCUUUGAAAGAUAAAGCUGAAAAAGAAGGAAAAGGAGCCCGUCGGUUGCUUCUAUGGUACGAGCACGGUAGAUUGUUAGCUGGUGCCGCUACAUCUAGCUGCAAGGAGGGGAAAGUACCAAUUAUAACUGUGGAUGGGCUUCAUCAAUUGCACAUACUCAUAUUCUUUCUAGCGGUCUUACACGUUGCGUACAGUGCUGCUACAAUGGCUCUUGGGAGAUUAAAGACCCGUGGCUGGAAGCAGUGGGAGGAGGAGACAUCAUCUCAUAACUAUGAGUUUUCCAAUGAUCCUUCACGAUUCAGGCUCACUCAUGAGACAUCGUUCGUGAGAGCACACACCAGAUUUUGGACUCGAAUCCCAAUAUUCUUUUACAUUGGAUGCUUCUUCCGUCAGUUUUUCAGGUCCGUUAGCAAGUCUGAUUAUAUGACCUUGCGAAACGGAUUCAUAAAUCUUCAUUUAGCUCGAGGAACUAAAUUCAACUUUCAAAAGUACAUCAAACGGUCACUAGAGGAUGAUUUCCAGGUUGUUGUGGGAGUCAGUCCCGUACUGUGGGCAUCAUUUGUGAUCUUCUUGCUCCUAAAUGUUAAUGGCUGGCAGGCAUUGUUCUGGGCGUCGAUAAUCCCAUUAGUUAUUAUCUUAGCUGUUGGAACAAAGCUUCAAGCCAUCUUGACAAAAAUGGCUCUUAAAAUCACGGAAAGACACGCAGUCGUCCAAGGGAUUCCUCUUGUGCAAGCCUCGGAUAAAUACUUUUGGUUCUCGAAGCCAAGCCUAAUGCUUCAUCUCAUACAUUUUGUUUUGUUUCAGAAUGCUUUCCAGAUAACUUACUUCCUUUGGAUUUGGUAUGAAUAUAAGAUCAAUUCUUGCUUCCAUGACAAUAUGAAACUUGUGAUUCUAAAACUUGUUAUUGGGGUUGGAGUUUUAAUAUUGUGUAGCUAUAUAACGCUUCCACUAUACGCGCUUCUAUCACAGAUGGGGUCGACCAUGAAGAAAUCCAUAUUUGACGAACAAACUGCUCGAGCCCUGAAGAACUGGCGAAUGAUUGUGAAGAGGAAGCACGGAGGCAAAGGUGGAAAGUCCCUGGCGCGAUCAUUAGCGAGUAGCCUUACUGCUAGCCCGGUUCAUUCAAUGGCAUCGCCUAUCUACCCAACAACUACAACUACGGCUACACUGCACCGUUUCAAGACAACCGGCCACUCCACACGCUCUAUCACCUAUGAGGACACCGAUGCAUCAGAUUUUGAAGCUGAACCACUCUCUCCUGAAUCAUCAUCUACCACACACUUGAUUGACCCGAGGGUUGAUUAUUAAAGCGAUCAUGAGACUAAGUUAGAUGUAUCAACUCAACAAGAAGUUGAAACAAGACAUGAGACAUGAGGAAGAGUUUUCAUUUGCGAAGUCUGCAACGCCAUUGGAAUAGUUAAAAACUGCAUUAAAGAUGAUAUAAAGCAUAAAACUCUCCUAGUAGGAGAUGAAUAGUUAAAAAUUGUUUUGCUUACAUUUGUUAGUUGUCAAAAUGUAUCAUGUUGUAUAGAAGUGUAUACAACAAAUUUGAUAAAACUCAGUUAAUGUAGAUAACGAGUUGACGUUAACCCGCACAUUGCGGCGAGAUGUUGCUUAUAAAUGUUUUUUUUUGUAUCA
Messenger RNA from Helianthus annuus (common sunflower), 2008 nucleotides. RefSeq names its product MLO-like protein 8. Gene Ontology annotation, cellular component: membrane. The coding region runs from base 80 to 1678 and encodes 532 amino acids. The transcript has 15 exons. The record is from RefSeq and is a predicted model, not a curated record. Gene Ontology annotation, biological process: defense response. NCBI's taxonomy places the organism in Eukaryota, Viridiplantae, Streptophyta, Magnoliopsida, Asterales, Asteraceae.